Molecule: messenger RNA, 1626 nt
Organism: Penaeus vannamei (Pacific white shrimp)
Lineage: Eukaryota; Metazoa; Arthropoda; Malacostraca; Decapoda; Penaeidae
Product: opsin, ultraviolet-sensitive
Biological process (GO): G protein-coupled receptor signaling pathway; phototransduction; cellular response to light stimulus
Cellular component (GO): plasma membrane
Molecular function (GO): G protein-coupled photoreceptor activity
Source: RefSeq, a predicted model, not a curated record
GAAAAUCUGGAGUAUAUAAACCUCGUGCACCUGUUCCCUGUCGCCGUUGGUGGUUCCAGCCAUUUUUCUCCUUCCAUACCGAGUGAGAGUUGGCACGAUGUCGACGCUGGCGGGGCCUCACGUCCCGACCGCCGCUCAGCUGGCCAACGUCACCGAUGGACUCGACGCCGCCUCGCCGCUGUUCCUGUCGGGCGCCGUGGCGAGCGGGCGCUACGAGGUCAAGAUGCUGGGCUGGAACACCCCUCCGGAGUACAUGGACUACGUCAACCCUUACUGGAAGACGUUCGAGGCGCCCAACCCCUUCCUGCACUACAUGCUCGGCGUCUUCUACACUUUCUUCAUGUUCGCUGCGCUCUGUGGCAAUGGCGUCGUGCUGUGGGUCUUCACAUCCGCUAAGAGCCUCCGCACGCCCUCCAACAUGUUCGUGGUGAACCUCGCCCUCCUCGACUUCAUCAUGAUGCUCAAGACGCCCGUGUUCAUCGUCAACUCCUUCAACGAGGGGCCCAUUUGGGGCAAGUUCGGCUGCGACAUCUUCGCCCUCAUGGGGUCCUACUCCGGGAUCUGCGGCGCCAUGACCAACGCGGCCAUUGCCUACGACAGAUACAAGACUAUCGCAAAGCCGUUCGAGCCCAAGAUUAAGUCUGGCACGGCGUUCCUGAUCGUGCUGGGGACCUGGGCCUAUGCCACGCCCUGGUGCCUGAUGCCCCUCUUCGGCAUCUGGGGCAGGUUCGUGCCAGAGGGCUUCCUGACGACCUGCUCCUUCGACUACCUGACGGAGGACGAGAACACCCGCACCUUCGUGGCCGCUAUCUUCUUCUUCUCGUACAUCGUGCCCGGUUUCUUCAUCGUGUUCUUCUACAGUCAGAUCUUCAGUCACGUCCGAGCUCACGAGAAGGCGAUGAGGGCUCAGGCCAAGAAGAUGAACGUUGACAACCUGCGAAGUGUUGGCAGCAAAGAGGACCAGGAGAAAUCCGCAGAGAUUCGCAUUGCCAAGGUUUGCAUGGGACUUUUCUUCAUGUUCCUCGUGGCAUGGACACCAUACGCUGUGGUCGCUCUCAUCGGCGCUUUCGGAAACAGGUCUGUCCUCACGCCCCUGGUGUCGAUGCUCCCCGCCCUGGCCUGCAAGAGCAUGGCCUGCAUCGACCCCUGGGUGUACGCCAUCAACCACCCGAGAUACAGGUUGGAGUUGCAGAAGAGGAUGCCUUGGUUCUGCAUCCACGAGGAUAAGCCGCAGGACACCGCCUCCCAGGCCUCCAACAACACCGAAAAGGCUUAGGAAGACAGAUGACGAAGUUCUUGCCGCGGUUGACAAAGCCACUUGUUUUCAGUUCGAGCUCGAUGAAAAACAAUGACGAAAAUUAUAAUAAUGGUGCAGACGCAAGCAAAAAAAAAAAAAAAAAAAAAAAAAAUAACCAACAAACAAAAACAUAUAGGGUAUUAAUUCUUGCCCAAGGCUGUUAUUCGCUGUCUGGCCUGGGAAUCAUUGCGUAUCGUUGAGCAUUUUAGUUGCGAGUAGUGUAAGACUAUGGCCGAUAACGGAUACAAAAAAAAAAAAGCAUACAGUAUGAAUUCACUUUUACUCUAAAAAAAAAAAAAAAAAAAAAAAAAAAAGAACGGCAAAACGAA